This is a messenger RNA of Triplophysa rosa, 9305 nucleotides long. It is a transcript of the gene slitrk3a, whose product is annotated as SLIT and NTRK-like family, member 3a. Gene Ontology annotation, biological process: positive regulation of synapse assembly; axonogenesis; regulation of presynapse assembly. The transcript has 3 exons. Bases 763 to 3378 code for a protein of 871 amino acids. NCBI's taxonomy places the organism in Eukaryota, Metazoa, Chordata, Actinopteri, Cypriniformes, Nemacheilidae. Gene Ontology annotation, molecular function: protein binding. Gene Ontology annotation, cellular component: postsynaptic density membrane; GABA-ergic synapse. The record is from RefSeq and is a predicted model, not a curated record.
UAACAAGCAUAGGACCCGGACACUUUGAGAAAGUUAAAAAGUAUAUUGAGCAAAAUUCAACAGACAGCCUAAACCGAAUGACAGGAAUGGGAAGAGUUAAGUUACUUAUGGUGAAUAAGAUAUGACUGUAAAUAGGAGUCGGGGAAGAGAUGGUCCCAAAACAAAACGUUACAUCGCAGAUGAGAGAGAGAGAGACAGAGAGGGCGCGCAUGGACGCGCGCGCUCCCGGUGCGGCACUCGGCGCGCUCAGCAGCUCGUGCCUCCUCCAUCCCAACCCUCUCCGCCAACACCACCGACGCCAACGCCGUCUCUCCAAUCUCUGCCCUCUCCCUCCCCGCUCGCGUCUCUUAAAGCUCAUUUCCGUGACGAUCUGAAGCUUUUUUUCUCCGGCACCAUGAGAGACGCCAGUAGCGCAGCAGCGGGACGAACCGAACCGAGCCGCUCCUACCGGACCUGAGCUCUCUCCCGCUUCGGCACGGAAGCAAACCUAUAUAACAAAAGGGAUUUAAUUCAUAUAAAUUCUUCUUCAUCUCUCUCUUCUUGAUCUUUUUGAGAGAGCGAGAGAGGGAGCACACAGGAGACGGAGAGGGAAAGAUCCAACAGUCUUUAAACUGAUCUUAUUUCGGAUGAUCUGGUGAAGUAAGCCAGCGAUCGGAGGCAGCCAGGGACCACCCGUCUCCAAACCCGCUGGAGAUGUAAAGUUGGACAUCACUUAAACCGAUGCUGUGAAGUGGCUCAACUUCAUAAGGACUCGUCGGAAGGAUGCUGUGGUUUACCCUGCUAAGCACAAUAGCUUUAGGAUGGACUACGCCGAUCCCUCUGUUGGACGAGUCGGAAGAAAUAGACGAGCCUUGUUUUGACCCUUGCUACUGUGAAGUCAAGGAGGGGUUUUUCCACGUCCACUGCGACAGCAAAGGAUUUACAAACGUCAGCCAGAUCUCUCAGACGUGGACGAGGCCCUUCAAACUCAAUCUACAGAGGAACUCUAUGCGCAAACUGUAUUUUAACAGCUUUUUGCACCUCAACAAUGCCGUCGCUCUCAAUCUGGGGAACAACGCGCUGCAGGACAUACAUGUGGGCGCGUUCAACGGGCUGAGCAGUUUGAAAAAGCUCUUUCUGCACGAAAACAAACUAGAGGUGUUCCGAAAUGACACCUUUAUGGGGCUGGAAAGCCUCGAGUAUCUUCAGGCGGAUUACAAUGUCAUCAAGAGGAUAGAGAGCGGGGCGUUUCGGAACCUGCACAAACUCAGAGUGCUUAUUUUGAACGACAAUUUGAUACCCGUGCUACCCAAUUUAUUAUUCAGGUCCGUGUCGCUGACGCAUCUUGACUUACGCGGCAACCGCUUAAAAAUCCUGCCCUAUAAAGGGACCUUGGAAUACAUCGGACGCAGCUUGAUGGAAAUUCAGCUGGAGGAGAAUCCAUGGAACUGUGUGUGCGAUAUAGUCCAGCUUAAAACGUGGCUGGAGCGCAUUCCUUACACUGCGCUGGUUGGCGACAUUACGUGCGAAUACCCCUUUCAUUUGCACGGCAAGGACCUUCGGGAGAUCAAGAGGAGCGAACUUUGUCCGUUGCUUUCCGAAGCCGAGCUGGAGGCCAAGCAUGGCAUUCCCAGAAUACCGUUUAAUAACGAAAACGUCUGGCCCACCAAGCCUUCGUCGAUGCUGUCAUCUUUUCAUAACACAGCCUCCUCGGUGGAGUACAGAGAGAGGCACGUAAAACCAACCAAGCGGCCCAGACCCACAAAAACAUCCCCCACGUCCCGUAGCAUCUACCCAGGGCUGAAUCAGCCCCCAAUCGCAGCCUAUCAAACCAGACCCCCUAUACCAAUCAUUUGCCCGACGGGAUGCACGUGCAAUUUACAUAUCAAUGACUUGGGCCUCACCGUCAUUUGUAAAGAGAAAGGCUUUCACAACAUUUCCGAGCUGCUGCCACGGCCACUCAACGCCAAGAAGCUCUAUUUAAGUGGGAAUUUGAUUCAGAAAAUUUACAGGUCGGAUUUUUGGAACUUCUCGAGUUUGGAUUUAUUGCACUUGGGUAACAAUCGCAUAUCGUACGUUCAAGAGGGCGCCUUCAUGAAUCUGCCGAACUUGAAAAGUUUAUACUUGAAUGGCAACGACAUCGAGAGGCUCACCCCAGGCAUGUUUCGCGGUCUGCAAUCGCUCAGUUACCUGUAUUUCGAGUACAACGUCAUUCGAGAGAUCCACCCGGCCGCGUUCAGUCUCAUGCCAAACCUGCAGCUGGUUUUCCUCAAUGACAACCUGCUGCGCACCCUGCCCGUGGACGCGUUCGCCGGCACCUCCCUCGCCAGGCUCAACCUGCGCAACAACUACUUCCUGUACCUGCCCAUUAACGGCGUGCUAGAGCACCUCCACUCCAUCGUUCAGAUCGACCUGCACCAGAACCCUUGGGACUGCUCUUGCGACAUCAUCCCGCUCAAGCAGUGGAUCGAGAAACUCAGCUCCGUCAUCGUCGUGGGAGAGGUCAUCUGCAAGACUCCCGAUUUCGCGCUCGGCAAGGAUCUGCGCACGCUCGAGGACGAGGUUAUCUGUCCCGAGCUGAAAUUCACGGCGUCUUCUCCUGUGCUACCCAAAGACAUAACGGCGACCAGCGGCUCUGAGUUGGGAUACGCGCCGGCGACGGGAGCUGUCCCUCUCUCGGUGCUGAUUCUAAGCCUGCUGGUCCUCAUCAUCUCAACCGUGUUCGUGGCCGCCGGUCUCUUCGCGUUCGUGCUGCAAAGGAGAAAGAAACUUCCCUUUAGGAAGCGACAGGAGGUGGACCUUACGGGCAUCCAGAUGCAGUGCAAGAUAUUCGAGGAGCGACAGAGCGCCUCGCCCGAGAAAGCGCCCGGUCACGUCUACGACUACAUCCCCCAUCCCGUCACGCAGAUGUGUAACAACCCCAUUUACAAACCGCGCGAGGGGGAGGUCGAGGGCGAACAGUUCGCAGAAACCAAGGAAAAUAACAGCAACUAUCGAACUCUUCUGGAGAAAGAGAAGGAAUGGACGAUGGCCGUGUCCAACUCCCAGCUCAACACCAUCGUCACCGUCAAUCAGGCCGGUGACAUGGCGAGCUUUCACGAGAACGGAGUGCUCUGCCCCACCGUGAUCGACAGCCAGAGACCGACACCGACGGUUGGUUUUGUAGACUGCCUUUACGGCACCGUUCCCAAAUUAAAGGACAUGCACGUUGCGCACGCACACCCCCCCGGAAUGCAAUACCCCGAUUUACAGCAAGACGCCAGAUUAAAAGAAACGUUACUUUUCACCACGGGGAAAGGAUUCCCCGAGCAAACCCAAAGCGAGUACCUCGAGUUAAGGGCCAAACUCCAAACCAAGCCGGAUUACCUCGAAGUCUUGGAGAAAUCGUAUAGAUUUUAAUUGAAUUGGAAGUCACUUUCACCCCCCCCAACAUGCCCAAAAAUAAUGCGUAUCAAAAAAGAAGCAUGGCAAAAUAUAUGUAUCACACACACACAUUGAUACAAACACACGCACACACACACACAUUUCCCCCAAUUCGCUUUGGAGGAAAGGCCAUAACUCAGAUUUUUCAACGAAGUGCCUUUUUCAGAGUAGCCAGCAAUGUUACCACCCAUUAUUUUUGUACGGAUUUGUUGUGGAGCGUAACUAUCAAAAGAUUAUUCAAAGAAGCCUUCGUGCGCCUGGGUUCGAGCCUGGCACCGUUUGUAGAUUAUUUGCAGUCUGCUGCAUGCAUCCAAACUGCAGAGGAGGGUAUUGAUCAAGAACUCCACCUGCUAUAGAGAUACAGCGUCCUAUUUACCCCCCUCAGUGGUCUAUUUAAUUUUAUAACGAAAGACAACAGAGUUAUAUCUCAAGGACGCACACGAGGAUCAAUAUUUGUGAAUAUAUAGUGACACUUGAAGAUUUUAUGGAGUUCGACGCACUUUCUUAAGAAAAAUGCUUCUGGAUAUACGAUCACUAACGGCUUUUUAAGAAGCACUUUUAAUGUUUUCUCUCUCACACACUAAGAUUUGACAAAGUUAAAAAUGUGCAUAUAUUUAUUCUGUAAUUUCAGUGAAAGAAUUAAUUGUAAAGGUAAUGUUAAAUCAAUGUAUAGUGAUUAUGCGUCUGGUAUAGACUUCUUAAUAAAAAUACAAAGUCUUAAAUCCAAUAAAAAGGGUACCAAUGCAUAUACUGUUUGUGAGAAGUACACUUCACGUGUUGGCAUGGCGCUUUGGUGACCGUUUUUGCUCAUCAAAACGAAUGCUAACAUGCACAUUAACCUGUCAAGGUGUAACUGCUGCUAUCAGAAUGAGACAGUCUGAUGUCCCUGCCUAAAUAAGAGAUUGAACAAGAAAAGGAGUUCUUGGAUUAGAUAUGGGUCAUUCUGUAAAGUAUGUUAUUCUACCUGCCAUUAUCUGUCGACUGCAUUACACAACCUUUGAGAUGAUUUUAUGCAGUGUCACUUUUACAAGUGUCCACAAGAGGGAGAAAGAGAGACACCCAGUGAUUAUAUAAGACUAAAGCCUCUAAAAACUCGUUUUGUCAGGUAUGUUAUACAACUUUGUGACAGUUAUGGCUUUUCUAUAAAAGUUCUGCUUGUGUGUGUGUGGUGGGAAUGGAUUUUAUUUUUGGUUGGCGAUUUACUCUACUAUAGAAAUAAUUGAUUUAUUUGAGCAGAAGGUCUUUAUGGAUUUUCUGACCAAAAUAUUCACAAAUGUUUGUCUGUUUGAAGCAGUUGUCGUGUAUGUCAAGUUGGUUUGGCUUCUUCUGUGUGCUGUCACUGUUUUAGGAGAAAGUAUCACUUCUGGAUUGCGUGGUGUUCUUUAACGUUGUCUGGAAUCUUCUAUAUAAGAACAGCUCAGGGGACGUAACAGUUAUAGUGACAAUGACACCUUGCUGUGGAUUACACCCGUGUCGUCCUUUUCUCAAUCUUUUAGUGUAAUGUUCUCUCUUUACUUCUUUUGCUAAAAGGUAGAGACGCUUAUGAUGUAUGAUGUCACUCUCAACAGAGAGAGUAGAUAUCACAAAAUGAAUGAUGGUCCAAGAGAUGACCUGGGUGGAAUAUGUAAUCAUAAAUGACCUGAUAUUUUAAUGGAAUUAUUAUUAGAAUUGUUUAAAUUACUGUUGCCGUUCUUUUUAGGGUGAAAAACAAUUCAAGAUCAAAUUGCAAUGUCAAACUUAUUUAUCAUACUCUUUCAAUCAGUAGGAAUGUUUUAGUGACUUCAGUACUCCAAAGAACAUGUGAUGAUUCUAAUUGUAUUUCAGAAUCAGACCAUAUUUGCUUACAUUGUCCUUGACUUGAAUACUGCUGUAGUUUACUGCUAUGUUUAUUUUUCUCAAUGCCCUGAUACUGACCGCUAUUGUGUGUAAUUAUUCCUUUAUUGGUAUUGUAGUUUUUUUCUUGCAUAUCUCUAACAGUACUUUUCCCCAAGGUUAUUCUUGACAAGUUGGGGUUAUGCUUUCUAAAUGAUCAGUUGUCUGGUUGGGGUAAUCGAUACGAAUGUCAACUAACUCAUUUGUAGUAUUGAGUGAUUUCAUAAAUCUGUAUUUUUUUGUGGCCCGGUCCCAUUGACCUGCACCUUCUGUAAAGUCUUGGUUAAUUGUUGUGAUUUUUAUAAUAACUUUAUAUCGCGCUUUACAUAAGCAAGAGAAAAUAAAAUAAAAGUAAUAGAAAUUCACAAUUAUAAUAAAAUUCAAGGAAAAUAACAACAAGAUAGAAACAAACAAAGAACAGAUAAGAAUAUAAACAGACUAUAAAUUAUUAUAUAAAAAUGAAAAAAGUUAUUAUAAAAAUGAUACUAAACAAAUAAUACAAAGCAAAACUAAAUAAAAAACUAUAUACGCACAUAAAUCACAAAAAAUCUAAAAGUACGUUUUAAAAAAAGAUUUAAAAAUAGUAAGAGAUGCUGCAUUUCAAAUCUCGAGGGGUGGGGAAUUCCAUAAUUUUGGAGCCAGAGAGGAAAAAGCCCUGUCGCCCAUGGAUUUUAAUCAAAUUGCCGGAACAGUUAAUAGACCAGCUUCGGUAGAACGGAGGUUUCAUGCUGGAGUGUAGGGUACUAAGAGCUCUGUCAGAUAUUGUGGCUCCAAAUCAUUUAAGGCCUUGUUUUUGUUGUGAUGUAGUCUGGGAGAUGGAGCGCUCAAUCUACAUUUUACUGUUUCUCAUCUCAUUCUCAUCUCGUUAUGGGCAUUCAAAAUUGCCAUAAUAAAAAAAAAUGCAUUAUUAACUUAUUGAAUAAGUUAGCCAAGUAUCAAACCAAAUAGCAUUUCCUUUUUCAACGUCUCAGAACUAACAUUUCUAAGCUGAUUUUGCAAUUAGACUACUUUUAGCUAUCCGCAAGGUGACUUUUAAUGGAUGAAGUUUGUUCCCCUCAAGUCCUAGCAGAGAAACCACAGGUGCAGUUCAACACAUUAACCAUGGACAUGACUUUUAAAAACCAAAUUAUGUCCAUUUGUCUUAAAUAUAUUAUUUAAAACUUAUUUUAAACUACUACUUUAAAAUAAGGGCCCUUGGUUUGGUUUUUUUGGUUAUCUAAUGCAAUGACAUGUAAGUGUGGCUUCUGUUUCCAAUCAUUUGUGGGGUCAUUGUAUGCAUUUGUGUUUGCCUGUUUGAGUUACAUGUGUACUUUUCAUUGUUGUGGUUAGUGUUUGAAGAGGACUGGAGAAUAGAGAAUGUCCAAUGACUUGUGGUGGUGCUGAAUGUCUCUGUCCAUGGUGCUGAAACCACAUUGUGUGCAUAUAGAAUAGAGAUGGACUCCAUAUCUGUGCUUAUCUUUAUCACUAUACUGUUUACAUCUGAAGACUGCAGGGCUGGAAUUUGUCACUCUGCAAAAUUGCUGUCCAAAGUAAGACUUACAUUUUGUAUGAAUUGUAUUAAUCUUUCUUAGUGCAUGUUUCAGGUUGGAUUUUAUGCAGCGUAUACCGAAUAUAAAGGCUUUUGUUUGUUUAUUAAUAAUUGAUGUAUUCAACAUCGUAUUGUUUCUGUGUAGUGCUGCAGUAAGUCAGAACAGAUACACAUCCAAGCUCACAUGCUGCUGGGCACAUGUCAUGUUUCUAUCUCUGUGUAUGUGUGUUAAGUAGAGAGAGAGAGAGAUGUAUGAAAGCUUUAGAGAUUGAUCGAAAAGAAUUUGCAAGAGCAGGCAGAGAACUCAACUGAAUGUGUUUGUGAAAAAAACUUUUAUUGAAUUUUGUUUGCAAUAGCAAGUAUUGUGUGUUAGACAGCAUUGCGCUCUAGCAGAUGUUUAGGUGUGAGCACACAGCCGUUUUCUGUCUCAUCGUUGUCUCUUGGUCUUCUUUGCCAUGCAUUUGUGUAGAACAUAGAAUGAAAGCAGAUAGAUAAAUGGAGAGAACUGAGGGUUGGGGGAAAGUCAUUUGCUGUAUAGCAAUUUAAAAACAUCCACUUAUGCUUUACUGGAAUCUGCUGUCAUUUUUUUAAAUAAUUUUUUUAAAGCAAUCACAGCAUUGAGACAAAGUGUCUGAGAUCAGAAACAUGGAUGGGUGGAUACACAGUCUAUAUAUAAAGAGAGAAAGCCAAGCCAGAGAUGAUCAUCAACAAACUUAAUAAGCACAUUGUACCACCAGCACCGAACGAAUGAAGAGAGGAAUCAAGAUUCAGAGGGAGAGAGAGCAGCACUCAGCGCAGAUAGAAAGCAAACCCUGGUGAUGUACGUGCUGACCCCGCAAGCCGAGCGCUGUGCUCAUUUGUGGUGAAUAUUUCUGGAAAUGUUCUGAUGGCAUUAGCAGGUUCUGUAAUGUUUUCAGUGAGGUUUGUGUGAAUGCUGAAAGGAUGUUGCUGCGUGUACUGUAUUAUAGAAGGCAGUUAACUUCUCGUGGCUCUUCGAGCUAUUAGAAUGCACAUCGCAAUGGUAGAGACACAGCUGAGUGUAUCGAUCGAAGCCGGCAGUGCCUGCCACCGCUCGAUAGAAAUAUCUAUGCAAGUUCUUGAUUGUGACUCUACUGGUGUGUGUGUGUGCGAAGUAAGUGCUUGUGGGGGAUGGGGAAUACUUGAGCAUGGGCAUUUCAAGGCAUAGAAGCAUCAGUGAUGUUGUGUUUGCUGUCAUUUGCUGGUGUGGCACUGUCUUCAUUUAUAAAGUUACCAUGCCCUUAAUGCACAAAAAAUGGAAACGCAAGUAGAAGGUCAGUUUUAUGUACAGUAGUUUGCAGUUAUAAACAUAUAAACCUGUUUUUUUGGACUUCAAAUUUUAGAAAUUUCUAAAAUAAAAAUUAGGGAGAAAUACAUGUAUUGUGCUGAAACAAUGUCACACUGCAAACAGUUUUAAUGUGCUUCUUUGGUAAAUGUAAUAUUUUUCUCUUGAUCUGGAGGUACCUUUGGGUUUUGGUCCAAACCAACAUUGAAUAUAUACUGUAUCAUGAGAUCCAACCUGUUUGGAAAUGUCACUGGACCUCACUGGAUGUAAAGGCUCAUUACAUGAUCAAAUUACAUUGUUUCUUUACAUCUAAUUCUCUGUGCGUGUUUUUGUGACUGUUAAGGGAUAAAAAACAUCAUAAGCCAGAUAUAAAAUCAAUGGAAGUCUAUUAAGUGACCUCACUAAUAUAGUGAUAAAAGUUGUAUGGGACAACAAAGCAGACAUGGUUUUUGGGGAAACUUCCUUUGUCCUCAUUAACCAAAUCUAAAUGGUGAAUUUUUAGAAUAUCAGUCCCUGCAGGAGUUUGCGAUUGCAGAAUUAUCAAACAAACUCAGCUAAAUCUGUGGCAAAGUUUAGAGAUUGUUACAGAUUUUCCGUAUAAGAUGGCCAAAGACGCGCCAUGUGACAUCAUCAAAUCGCGCAUUCCGUCAAAACCUCCAAAAGUCAAGCAGACAUACUCUUACUAUAGGGAGAUAGAAGGGUCUGUAACACUUACAAUUGGAGAAAGCGUAACGGUGACCAACAUCCAUUGACAUCUAUUUAAAAACUAGCCUCUGGUUUUCUUUUGUGUCAUAAACGUUGUUGUAAACUUUUGAAACGUUUAAACGAAAUGUGAUUGGUUGCUCGUCCUGUCAGUCAAAACGGCCUCUUGCCUUGGCAACUUAAAGCGGCCAAGGUUUCCAGACCAUCAGUAUGAAACUGCUGCAUGCCUUUUAAUCAUAUAGGAAUUUAAUAAAUAAUGUUUUCACAGAUGGUUGUUUUGAAGAAGAACCCUGCUUGCCAAUUCAAGUAGUAGAGGAAGAAUAUAGGGAAGAAUAUUUGAAUUAAAACAGUGGCAUCAGUUCUGGAUCAGAGGACAUCAUCCAUGUUCACUUCUAGACUUGGUUCAGUCGAUUCAUGCACAAUGAGCAAUGAUUCUCCGCUAUCUCUCUCCUUUGCCUUAUGAGCAGAACCUGCUGUUGACUGUUUAUUAAAAAGGUU